Messenger RNA from Temnothorax curvispinosus, 4472 nucleotides. RefSeq names its product RNA-binding protein squid-like. Bases 278 to 1174 code for a protein of 298 amino acids. NCBI's taxonomy places the organism in Eukaryota, Metazoa, Arthropoda, Insecta, Hymenoptera, Formicidae. The record is from RefSeq and is a predicted model, not a curated record. Gene Ontology annotation, molecular function: RNA binding. Gene Ontology annotation, cellular component: nucleoplasm. Gene Ontology annotation, biological process: regulation of gene expression. The transcript has 2 exons.
GCGGAAGUUGCUCCUUUCCUCUCCUCUCUUGUAGCCAAAGCCGGCGAGGCAAGUUACACCGGUCCAUUAUUUAAGCGAAUAUCCAACGACGACGUCGAGCUCCGGAUCCGUGCCACGCGCCUAGAAUAUCUGCCUGCAGAACGUGCUCCGAUUUCGGUUUCCGAGCCGGGAGACGACGCGCCCUGACGCUGCUGGCAGUUGGCACCGAGGUCCAAGGGAUACGGGCACGCUUUGUCUAUAUCGCGCGGCGAAGUUGUACGGAGGAACGCGAAUCACGAUGGCGGCAGCGGUAGAUUACCAGAACCAGGCGCAAGACGACAUGCAGGAUCAACCAGGGAAAGGGCAUCCCAACGAUUCUCAUAAUCAGGAUCAUGGCCAUCAGCAGCACCAUCACCAGCAACAGCACUCGUCCUCGCAACCGGGCCAACAACAGGCGACCGCCGGGAUCCCCGGCAAGGACGACGAGCGUAAGCUCUUUGUUGGCGGGCUGUCCCGCAGCACCACCGACAAGGAUCUCCGCGAUCACUUCGGCAAGUUUGGCGAAAUCGAGAGCAUCUCGGUCAAGGUCGAUCCCCACACCGGCAUUUCGCGCGGUUUCGCCUUCAUGGUGUUCACCAAUCCAAAGACCAUCGACAAGCUACUCGCAUCCGGCGAGCAUUAUAUCAAUAAACGCAAGGUAGACCCAAAGCGAGUCAGUAAAAAACCUCAACACGGUAAAAUCUUCGUGGGUGGUCUUACUCCCGAUAUUACCGACGACGACAUUAAGAACUACUUCGGCCAAUACGGUACCAUUGUCGAGCUGCAGGCGCCUUUUGACAAAGUUAAGAAUCAGCGUAAAGGUUUUUGCUUUAUUACGUUCGAUUCGAAAGAAGUCGUGUACAAGUUGUUGAAGACGCCUAAGCAGACGAUUAAUGGUAAGGAAGUAGACGUCAAGAAAGUGAAGGUUAAUCCGGAUCCAAGAAAUCAGGGCUUCUGGGCGCCUGGUUACGGCUACGGAUACGGCGGCGGUUACGGCUACAUCCCCGAGUACAACGGUUAUCAUAGCGGCUACGAUGACAUGUACGCGAACUACGAUUACGCUGGUUAUGAUGGCUACGACAAUAUGGGAUAUGGUCCCAAACCGCGAGGUAACGGUCCGGGACCGCGUCAAUUUCAGAGACAUCAACCGUAUUGAGAAAGAGUGUGAGGGAGAGAAAGAGAGAGAGAGAAAGAAAAGUGUGCGUGCGUGUGUGAAAGUAAGAGAGAGAGAAAAAAAAAGUACAACCGAGAGCUAAAUCUCUUGGUUAUAUAUUAAAACAUUUGAUGAUUACGAGUAGAACCUUUUAUUAUAGGUGGAACGUUUCGUCUAUCAAACCGAGACUGAAUCCGGGAUUAUGGGGGGGGAGAGAAAAAGAUUUAAAAAAAUGGAAAAGCCUCACCCCAAAUACCCCGAAUUUAGUACGUUAUGAAGGAUGCUUUCGCAAGUAAUGGCUUAAUAAUGGAUAUUAACAGUAACAAUUAAGAGUAACAAUAUUAAUAUCUUCGUUCAACAAGUGUUGAGCAAAAAGUCGUUCUCCAAAAAAAAAAAAAAAACCAGUGUUUCAGAAUUGAGGACCGAAAUGUAAAACGGAUCGACCGCACGUUAAAUUUUUCUCUGUAGUAUCUCAUCAAUUUCAAACUGAUUAAUUUAAAUAAUAGCAAUUUAAAUUAAUUCUAGUUUUAAUUUAAUUGGCAAUUCAAUAAACUUGCUAAGCAAGAUUCCUGAAGUCGGAUCCAGAACAAGAUAACGAGUCUGCUCGUUAAAGCGUUAAUGACCCUGUGUACUAUUCUGUAAAAAAACAUAUGUUUUGCUCUUUGUAUCGUGUUAUACUUUUUACACUUGAAGUGAAAAAGUUAUGCUGUAUGUAUAUGAUGUAUGUGUAUAAUGAAAGGAAAACGAGCGAAUGCCUUCAAAAAAAGAAAGAAAUUAGAAUUAGAAGGAGCGAACCUACAGACAUUUUGAUCAAUAAAAUAUCUAUUAAUUGUCAUUUUCAAAAUUGUGCUUUUUACCAUGUCGAUAAUUUCUUAUCGUGUGAAAUAUGUUUUUCCUAUAUGAGAUACAAGCUUGACAAUGUGAGAAUUAUAUAAAACGGCACGAAACAUUUUUUUUUUGCGCAGAACCAGUAGCAAUUAUUAAUAAUUUUAAUGCCAUUCGACUUUUUUCUACUUGUAAUAGUAAAGUCUAUGUAAAAAUGGCAAACAAACGAACGAACUUGCUUUAUAUUGCGCGUGAAUAUUAACUAAUAUUGGAUUUGUUUUCUAUUGUGCACUGACUGCACUAGUUUGAGAAGUGUACAUAUACAUUGAAGCGUAAGAAACGUAUAACACGAGACUCACGCUUUAGUAUAUGUACAGUUCUUGAACUACCGCAGCCAGUGCAGCAAUAGAAAACAGAUAUAGUGUGAUCGUGACUUUAGUUAAGUGAAGUAGACCAGCAAGUCCUGAAAUAUGAUUUGAUCUAGAUCUAUUUGUCUUAUAUUCCUAAUUUGCUAUUAACAUGUAUAUCCAUCGUAUUGGAUUAUCCAGAAAGUUUAUGCCACAUCUUUAGAAGUAUUCGCUGGAAGACCCAACAAAUUUUGACAAGAUGAAAUUUUCAUAAUUUUUCUUAUAGGCCGGUAUUCGUAGUUCGUUCCUAUAUUUAAGUACAAUCUUAAAAUGUUACAAAUCGAUUACAGCCGUGUUAGCAUCUCAGGACAUUACUUAAGACGGUCUUGAGAUAAGAAUGGACUACGAAUACGGAUCUUAGAUACAGAAACAAAAGUAUAUAUAUAAAUACGUUUGCUAUUUUUUUUAUUGGCACAAACUUUUCGGAAAAUUCAAUACCUUAAUAUCCUACUUUAGUGAUCCUUUAUACGUUAAAAAUUUGAGUUUUAUUAUUCAAAUAUUACUUUCCUAUAGCUUACAGUUGUAUCUCAGACUACGUUUGCAAUUUAAUGUGUGUAAUAAUUCAAAUUGUUAGACAAUCUUAAUUUUUACAAUCGCAGUCUAAUUAUAUGAUCAAAAAAAGCGGAUUAAUCCACGAAAGAGAAAAUACAGUCUAAUCUGAGUCUGACGCGUCUUUUGAGACUGGAUGAAAUGACAAUUACAUUUAUAGUAUACUCACGAGUCAUAAUGAUUGCAAAAGAAAGUAUCGUAUCGUACAUCAUUUGAAAAAGAAAAAGAAUCAUCGAUUUCUGAGCUUGCUUGAAGCGCUUUUUUUUCAACGCCCUACGUUUGAAAGCGCAAGUUAAUAGUAUUCGGUCUUCUUCUCACGUCCACGUUCAUCUUCUCUUCGCAAUCACAAGCUCUCGCUUUAUUGGAAAUGGCAAAAAAGGAGUGGUUAACAUUCAAGGACCAAGGCCUUAGAUCAAAAUCGAUUUCUCUGCUUAGCGUUAGUAAAUAAUUCUCAUAAUUAGUAAAUAAUAACAUAAUGUACUCUAUCCUUUGAUUUUGAUUAGUAAUGUAAUGAUGAACAUCUUAUGGCUGCAAGAUUUAUAUGUACAUAUCGUAUAUAUAUGCGUGCAUGCGCGCAUUAUACAUAGUAUGCGUGUACGCAUGCACGUACGUGUAUGUGUAUAUAUGUACGUGCGUUUAAUGGAUACGAAACAUGCGGAAACGAGAUAAAAAUUAAUAUUUAGAGCAAAAAAGUAAAAAAAAAAAUUAUAUAAUGAAAAUAUACACGUGAAGUACGCGCGCGAGCGACGAGUCCAACUUGUAACUUCCUGCUGUCGACGAAAUAGCACAUUUAGUAGUAACGAGAGAAAAGAAAAACGGGAGAACCUUGCCGGUAUAAUCAUAGUUUACACAAUAUUUAACGCAGCAUCGUGUCAUAACUAUCGAUAUCCUAAAUGUAUCAUAAAAUGUAUAUCGCCCGUAAUUAAUUGUCUGGCAGUUUGUCUCUAAUAACGUAAGACGGAUAAAAUCUGUCUUGAAACAAAGUUCUAUUCACUUGCGUGUCGUCUGUGUACGGUCUGCGUAUCUCAGUCUGUACUGAAAAAUAUGGAAAAAAAAUGCAAAAAAAAAAAAAAUAAGAAUAGAAUAGGAUAGAUGUAUGCGAGGAUGAUCACCGCUGGAGAUAAUUAAUAACGAGAGUGACAAAGGCUUCCCUAAACUGAUCCAGGUGACCAGUAAACGUUUAAGGCGCGCGAAAUGACCGGGGAUGAUAAAACGAGUUAUAAACCAUUUCUUUCACACACUUCUGUGUCGGGCAGUUCCCGUUCGCCGUGUAAAGACUGCUCUUCAUAUCGCGAAAAGACUGUUAACACAAGCGAUGAAUACAGGCACUAGGAAAAUCUUGAGAAACAGUUGAUAGAACUUGCGGUUUCGAAACCACGCGAAAUUGAGAGGAUUAACUGAUUAACGUAUAAUUGUAAAGAAUGUAGAUAAGGUACACAAUGGGACUACAUUUAGGUACAUCGAAAUUAUUACAAUCGAAAUAUUAUAACGAGGCCGACGAAGCUACAUUCAAAAGAAAA